Molecule: messenger RNA, 984 nt
Organism: Drosophila mauritiana
Lineage: Eukaryota; Metazoa; Arthropoda; Insecta; Diptera; Drosophilidae
Gene: Scox
Product: protein SCO1 homolog, mitochondrial
Exons: 2
Coding region: 102-857 (251 amino acids)
Biological process (GO): intracellular copper ion homeostasis; mitochondrial respiratory chain complex IV assembly
Cellular component (GO): mitochondrial inner membrane
Molecular function (GO): copper chaperone activity; copper ion binding
Source: RefSeq, a predicted model, not a curated record
CGUGACUGGCAGAAUAGGAAGAAGCAGCAGGACACCGGCGAGAUUUUUAUUUCUCCAGAAGAUUUACGUAAAGCCUUCAAAUUUCUGAAACCGGGCGUAGGAUGUCCCGCUCCCUGCAACGCUUAGUGGGCAGCUGUCGUCGCUGGGCACAACAGCCCGCAAUUCGUCAUUAUGCCGCUCCCGCAGAUUCCACUAAAGGCAAGGGUCCGAUCUCUUGGAGAAGUCUGGCCGUCAUUGGAGCCCUUGGAGCCGGCGGCGUGGGCUUUAUGCUGUACGUGAAGAGCGAAAAGGAUGAGGCGAGAAUGAAGGAGCGUCAGCGGCAAUUGGGAAAAGCAGCCAUCGGCGGCAGUUGGGAAUUAGUUGAUUCGCAGGGAGCUGUUCGCAAAUCGGAGGACUUCUUAGGCAAGUGGCUGCUCAUCUAUUUUGGCUUCACCCACUGCCCGGAUAUUUGUCCCGAUGAGCUAGAGAAGAUGGCAGCCGUGGUCGAUGAAGUUGAAAAGUCCCCGCAAACGCCAGCAGUGCAGCCCAUCUUUAUCACCGUUGACCCAGAACGUGACUCCAAAGAGGUGGUGGCCAAAUACGUGAAAGAGUUCUCCCCCAAACUGCUGGGACUUACGGGAACCGUCGAACAGAUCCGCAAAGUGUGCAAGGCCUUUAGGGUUUAUUUCAGCGCUGGACCGCGGGACGAGGACAACGAUUAUAUUGUGGAUCACACCAUCAUCAUGUACCUGGUCAACCCCGAUGGCGAGUUUGUUGAUUACUAUGGCCAAAAUCGGGACAAGGACCAGUGUGUUGCCUCCAUUUUGGUGAACAUAGCCAAGUGGAAUUCAAUGAACAAAAAGGGAUGGUUCAGCUAGGCUGGCUAAGCUGACAAAUGUUGUUUCGUUGUAUUUACUUAAUGAAUAUAUGGCAUAAAAUAUGGUAUUUACUUGAUGUAUAUCAAGUCUUAUAUCCAAAUUUCCGUUUAUAUUGACUAUACUUCAA